AGCUACUUCACAUCAAAAUAGACACCAGGUGUAGAAGGCGUUGACUUAGCUGGUAGACCAUUGAGUCUUGAAAAAACUCUCGUCAAAAUCAGCUGUAAGAUCGAUUAUAAAAGUCGUUUGCGUAAUGUCGAGCUUUGAAUGGGAGCAACAACAACUGCAGCUGCAGGUUCAGCAGCCGUUGCGACGUCGACGACAACAGCACCAACACCAACACCAACACCAACACCAACACCAGCACCACCAACAGCACCACCAACAGCACAACCAACAGCAUCAGCACCGCUGUGAAUUACUGAUGCAGGAGAAGAACUCGGUACAGCACACGCUAACGGAACUAUCGUCCGGUCCCCUGGGGCAUGGCACCGAAGACGAUUGGACGUGGAGCAAGCGAAAUCGGUCCAAGGAGGUGGUCCUCAGUGGACCCAACUUUCGCACAGUUCACUUCCAUCCCAAUUGGAGCAAGGGCACGGCUGGCAUUCAGGGCAAACGACCCUUGAAUAACGGCCGUUACUAUUGGGAGCUGCAUGUCUCACAGCGAGUCUUCGGCACCUCGAUCAUGUUCGGCAUCGGCACCAAAAACUGCCGGCUCCAUGCCAACGCCUUUCGCAACAUGCUCGGCGAGAACGAGCAUGGGUGGGGACUGUCCCACAAGGGCGUUCUCUGGCACAAGGGCGUGGCACUUCUAUAUACAAAACGCUUCCGCGAAAAUCAUCCCACACAAAUUGGCAUUCUCUUCGAUGGCAUCGAGGGCACAUUGACCUACUAUAAGGAUGGCAAAUGCCUGGGCGUGGCAUUCAGAGAUCUAGACAAGGUAACCGAACCUCUCUAUCCCAUUGUCUGCUCCACCGCAGCCAAAACGGAAAUGACUCUCAAGUGCGCCCGCCAGGAAUUCGUCAAUCUGCAGGAUCGUUGUCGAGCGGUGAUCAUGCGAAGAUUGCACACAAUCGGCGAUGUAGAGAAGCUGAAGCUGCCACAGUCCAUCAGCGACUACCUGUGCGAGGUGAUCGAUGACAAGGAGCCAUUGCGCCAGGUGGAUGAGGAGAAGAUGUGCAUGAUCAACUAUGAUCUGAUUUAGAAUGAAGAAUGACGAAUGACGAAUGACGAAUGAUAAUGACGAUGCCCGUGAAACUCGAACAUAUGUGCCAUAAUUUGAGGGCUCACUGUACAGCUGUACGAUAUACAUGCAAUAUAUAUGUUGUGGACAAAUGCAAGUUGUUUCUAUGCGCAAAUCUCAAGUUUUAAAGUCAGCAAGUUUUUGAUACAUACUAUAUAUAUAUGUAAAUAUGUAUAUAUCGGCAUAUAUAAAUAUAUAUGUAUAUAUAUACAUAAUAUCUGUAUAUUAUAUAUUUUCGAUAAAUUUCAUUGUUUUCUGUUCUGUUUUGUUUUGUUCCCUAGCUAAAAUGUUUCCCAAUGAAUAGGCCAAUUAGGUGCAAUAUUUGUGAUAUAAGUCAAAGGGCAGCAAGGAAAAGUAAAUGAAUAAAAAUUAGAAAUACUUAAAAACAGAUAUAUAUAGCUUAAAUAACAUAAGCUUUGAUCUAAGUGAACCCUAUAAAUUAUGUAAAAAAAAUGUAUUUUUUGCUACGAGUGUGAAAUCUAGUCAAAGAGAGAAAGCUGCACCCAAAACAUUCUGUAUAAAUUAUUGGCUAGUCAGCUUAUUAAUGUUAAGCAAAUGUUUAUAAAUUAUUAUACAAAAUUAUGUAUUAAGUAAUUAAUUCAGUUGCAAACUUUAACAAAUUCUAGUCAAAAUGUGCAAAAACCAAAAUGAGAUACAGCAAAAGUUCACUUAAUAAGAUAAAUAGAUACAUCUAGAUAUAUAUUUAUCCAGAUAUAUAUAAAUACCACUUAAGUGCGUAUAUAUAUAUAUAUAUACAUAUAAAUAUUUAUAGAAUUUUAAGAGCUUAAGUACUUAAACACAAAACAGACAAAUAAUUUAGUAAAAAUUAUUUUUAUGUAUUUUCAUAUUUGUAGCUUCUCAUAUACAUAUAAAUAUUUUUUUGGUGUCUAUAUAAAUUACUAUGAUCGUGUGUAAAGUAAAUUGAAAACUUUUAAAUACAAGGGUAUACAUGUAUAUCUGAAUUAUGUAUGUCACAUGAAUUAGUACAUCAAUUUAAAUUUAACUAACUAAAUGAAUAAAAAAUACAAAAAUUCUAA
Molecule: messenger RNA, 2151 nt
Organism: Drosophila mojavensis
Lineage: Eukaryota; Metazoa; Arthropoda; Insecta; Diptera; Drosophilidae
Gene: SP555
Product: SPRY domain-containing SOCS box protein 3
Exons: 5
Coding region: 125-1075 (316 amino acids)
Biological process (GO): proteasome-mediated ubiquitin-dependent protein catabolic process; intracellular signal transduction
Cellular component (GO): SCF ubiquitin ligase complex
Molecular function (GO): protein binding
Source: RefSeq, a predicted model, not a curated record